Zeugodacus cucurbitae (melon fly) is the source of this 1832-nucleotide messenger RNA. Its product is annotated as transcription factor Ouib. The record is from RefSeq and is a predicted model, not a curated record. Gene Ontology annotation, molecular function: zinc ion binding; DNA-binding transcription factor activity; RNA polymerase II cis-regulatory region sequence-specific DNA binding. Gene Ontology annotation, cellular component: nucleus. Gene Ontology annotation, biological process: regulation of transcription by RNA polymerase II. Lineage: Eukaryota; Metazoa; Arthropoda; Insecta; Diptera; Tephritidae. The transcript has 6 exons. The coding region runs from base 157 to 1590 and encodes 477 amino acids.
AACGUUAAAUAUAUAUUAUACGUUCUCUGCACACACAUACACAAAGAUGACAAUACGCGUAUUAUACUAUCGAUCAAGUGAAAUAUUUAUGUGAUUUAGCGUUAUUAACUAAAUAUAAAACAAAAUAUAGUGGAAGUAAAAACAAAUAUUCCAAUAAUGCAUGUGUACGAUUUAUGUCGCAUCUGUCUCACAGAGGACAUUAACACAAGCAAAAUGCAGCCUCUGUUCGAAACGGAAGAUGAUACAAGUAACGAUAUUGUGCAGCGAAUAGAAGUUUGUGGAGGAAUAGUCUUAAAGCCACACGAAGAGUUUCCCAAGAUGAUUUGCGAACAGUGUCUAGAAAAGUUGAAUGUUUCAUAUAAGUUUCGCUCCAUGUGUCAAGCAAGCGAGCACGCACUUUUGGAUGCUAUAGUAAAGUCGGAAAUGAAGACAGAACCAAUAGACUAUGAGGGCGCUCAAAUAAUAUCAAAACAUGAAGAAGAUAAUGAAGAUGAAAUGUACUUUGAUAUGCAUACAGAAUUUAUUGAUGCACAAGAAGUGCAUUUGGAAGAUAUAACGGAAACGGUUGAAGAAGAAGUGCUUGAAUCUGAUAUGGAACCCAACAAUGAAAGUGCUGAGGAAUUUAUUGAAUACACCGACAGUGAAUAUUUUGAAGAAGAAUUACCUAAAUCCAUAAUUAAAAAGACUGUAACGCCCACAUUUAUACAAAGGCAGCCAGUAACCAAUGAAAAUUCAGUUCGUAAACGUGGAAGACCGAAAACAAAACAGGAGGGAAUAUCAAUAAAAUCGGAAUUACAUUGUGGGAAGAAAUCAAAUCGGGGCAGAAAGAAGAAGGAGGAGCCAGAAAUUGCAAGUAUAAUGUGUGAAAUAUGCGGGAAUAUAUAUACCAAGCGUAAUUUGUUAAAAAUGCAUAUGCGGCGUCAUAUGGCCGAAAAGCCUUUCGAAUGCGAAAUUUGUGGUAAAACUUUUGCGUGCCCCUCUGAAAUUGGUCGUCACAUGCGUGUGCAUACUGGUGAAAAGCCAUACAUUUGUAAAUACUGUGGUCGAACCUUUGCUGAUCGGAGUACAAAUAUCAAACACGAAAGAAUACAUACAAAUGAACGUCCGUUCACUUGUCAGACAUGCGGUAAAUCGUUCACUUAUUCUAAUGUGUUGAAAAAUCAUAUGUUAACACACACCGGCGAAAAACCAUUCCCUUGUAUACCAUGUAAUAAGACAUUUUCACGCAAACAUCAAUUGGAUCAACACAUUGCAACAAUAACACAUCAGCAAACAGUGAGAAAUCUUGGUACAACGGACGUGAAAGUGCAACAUAUGCUACAAGAAGACGAGCCUAAUCAGCAUGUUGCCAACAUAAACCGCCAUCCAACCAUUCAUACAGUUAGCUCUACGAAUAUAAAAGUUGAACAUUUGUUACAACAAAUAAAUCCUAAUCAGCACAUAACAACACUCACAUCACAAGCUGCCAGAAAUCUUUCCGUUUCCCAAAUGAUCGAGGAAGACAUUGACCAAACAUGUGAAAGGCAUAUUGAAGAGGUAGAUGAGGAUGUUGAGCAUCAAGAUACGGAUGUAUACAUUAAUGCAGAAUAAUCUGUUUUUGAUUCGAUAUACAUUUGUUUAUUUCUUUACAUUUGAAUACCAACAUAUACAUAAUUAAAAUGUACUUUUAAGCAACUAUAUAUCUAGUAUGUAAACUGUAUACGUAGCGGUAAUGAUCUACUUGCAUAUGAAAUAAUUUUAUAAUUAAUGAAUUGUGUUUGAAGAACGCAUUUCAUUAAAUGAAUAACUGGAUUAAAAUAUAUGAUGUUGUAUGAUAGAUCCAAAAAUUACAA